UUGAAAACAGACCCGCGCGCUGCUCUAAUGGCGAGGAUGUGACGUUUAACUGUCACUGUAAACAAUAAAAACACUUCGUUUUGCUUUACGAUUAAAACACACGAUCAUGGAGUUAUCAUCGCUUAUUAAGAAAAUCGGACACUCCUUGUCUGAAAUCAGAGUUCGGGCUCUUAAAAAUAUCAGAAGCAAACUGGACCACGGUCUGAUCUCCGCUCCUGAUCUGGUCCAGGAAAGGAUGUUGUUUGUUUUCCUACUGGAAUGGUUUAAUUUCCCGGAGGUUCCAAUGCAAGAGGAGGCGCUGGAGUUGAUCUGUAUACUCUCAAAGCACCCAACUGGAGCACACAUGCUACGGGAUGUAGGGGCUGUCGAAUUCCUAACACAGCUUUCACCUAAUGUGGAUCCGCACCUCCGUACAACCGUAGACAGCAUCUUUGAUCAGCUUUUCCACAUUCCGGAGGUCCUGCCUAGUUGUCCGCCAACCACAACCUACCAGCCACACUCUGUUCCCAUUCUGCAGACAGAAAAUGACGCGUCGACUAGGGGAUAUUUCCAGUGCAGUAAACCAAGGCAGACAGAUGCUCCAGCCCCCAGAGUAUUAGUUAGUACUUCUGUAAGGUGCCUGAGGUUCUCAGUUUUUCCAUGGCUGUCUUUAAACACAACAGAUCGACACAUAUUGUCAUCAAAUGAAAGCUCCCUCAGAAGUGACAACCACAAUUUAGUACGGACCACCUGCGAGCUUCUUCGUGAUGUGAUCAUGCAAGACUUUCCUGCAGAAAUCUUCCUGCAAAGGCCGAGUACAGUACAAAGUCUUCUGUCACUUCUUAGUCUAAACACUGAUAGUGAUGUCAGUUACCUGACGUUUCAAGCGUUGACCUGUCUGGAGCAGCUUUGUAGAAACCUCAGGAGUCGUCUGCGUUUCUACAGGGAUCCGAGCUUCCGCUCCGCCAAGCAAGAUCCUGUUUCUCAAAACUCCUCCAUCUCCUACUCUCAGGAGGUGAGGGGAACACAGCGCUCCGGUGUCUCUACCCCAGAGGAAUGUUCUCCAAGACCCUCUGUAGUGGGCCGACCUGGUCAGCGGGUGCGCGGUGAUGGCCAGGAUGGGGAUGCUGCCUCUUCUAGCGGGAGCAGCAGUCAGGGAGGGCUUCCCCCCGGGCCAGCCCGGCAGUCUCCCCUCCCGCAGCCCCACCUUGAGCUUCCCCCAGAGAUGGAGGCGGAAGAUUCACUGGAGCUACAGCUUCAGCAGUGGAGCCUGGCUAGAUUCGGCGUGGCGGUUGUAGAGCACGCUCUCCCUCUCAUCAAGACAGAGAGCCUGAAGGUUUUCCAGCGGGCGAUGGAGUUGCUGGCGGCGGCACAGGGGCUUCUGGGAGAUAGCGUUGCCCCUGAGGUGUGGGACGAGCAGAGCCUGACUGCGACAGAGCUGAGGGAGAAAUUACAUACCUGUAUAGAGAUGUUGGGAGAUGUUAUGUGUUACCAUCAUAGCAUGACCUCCUCUGAACAGCUCGAAUCAUCUCUGAUCCACCACAGUAUGGUCUUCGUAGGCACUGCCAUAUUUACAGUCCGUCUCCUGCAAACCUUGUUACCUGUGGAGAAGGCUGGAGAGAACCUACCGGAAAGUACAGUGGCUGCCAUAUUUCUCAUAUGUCUUGAUACAUCUUUCAGUGUGGCAUACCCUAUUAUACACGAGUCAGCUGUGGCUUACCUAGAACAGGCUUGUAUUGAAAGAUACAACCUGUAUCGCAGAGUGUCUCGCAUUUCUCAUUGCAUGGAGGCUACAUGCACCUUUCUAAAGGACGCACAGGCUGAGGGUGAUAAGAAUUGGCAUGAACUUUUGGAUCUCGCUGAGCAAGCAACUGAUGCUUUUCCAUACCAUCAGCACUUACCGGUAGUCAAGGAAUGCGUCCAGAUUUGCUCCUACCUGUGGAAGUUUGAACACGCGAGCCCGCUGCUGCAGUCGGAAAGUCAGAAGAUAUUUCUGAAGCUUUUAUCUCAUCCUCUGUCCCCAGUGAAGGCGGAAACCUACUCUUGCACUCUGAGCAUUUUGAAGGAAUGUUUAGGAGUUCAGAACGUGGCCAAACCCGCCUCAUCCAUCUGCAGCGGCGUGCACUUCCUGUUUCACCCCCGCGUCCUAUAUGAAAUCAGCGUGUUUGGCCUUCAAGACCAAGCAGGAGAGGUGAGCUGCGCUGCCAAGGAUAUCCUGCUCUAUCUGCUGAAAGGACGAUUGAUGAUGACAGCCGCAAGCUGGAGCAGGUUUAAUGAGGCCCUUUACGUAGUCAUUCCCGUAUUACAGAGUUACGCAUGCACAGACGACGUCCUGGGAAACUGCGCGUUGCUGAUAAGCGAAGCAUCUGCCGAUAAGGGAGAUGAGGUGCGUUCUCUGACAGUCAGGCUACGGGCCGCCCUCCGGCUUCUGUUCACCAAGCAUCACGCUGUGAGGACUAUCGCAGUCAAGCACCUGCUGACGCACCUGACCAGCGUUGAAGGUGCUGCGACCUCCAGACCAGCUCUGGACGGUUCUGUGCUGUCCUCUAUACCAGAUCUCUUCAUUCUCAAUAAAUUUGUUGACAUCAAGUUGAAUAAUCGAGUCGAUAAGUCGAUUGUGAAGGUGGAGUCUGUAAAUAAGUUGUACAAUAUUCUCACGUCAGAGACUGUGGAUGUAGUUUUACGGAGAUCUGCAGCUGAACAGCUGGCUGUUGUUCUGCAAGAUCCAUCAAUGCAUGCUGUUCUGAAGACCUUGGGUUUAUCAGACAAGCUUGUAUCCUUCAUCUCGGAGAGCGUCAACAACAAUGCAGCGAGCUUGGAUUGCUUGUUGGAGCCUAGCAUGUGCAUGCUGAGAAAGCUGGUGUUUAAAGACCCAUCCCUGCGUCACAGUCUGGCUCAGCAGACAUCUCUUCUCAUCACAUUGCUCAGAGCUACUUUGUUAAUAAAGGAAAACAAAGGUGACGUGAGCGAAGCUGCUGCAUUGAUAUCCAUGCUGCUGUUUGAUGAAAUAGCACGAAUGGAUGUUUGGACUGAUAAAGCAGGCUCAGAUACAGCCUUGUCUCCCUUCUCACUGCCCGCCUCUGUAAUACGAAGGUAUAAUCUGCCGUUUAAAGCUCCUUCACACCAUGCGGUGAGUCCCUACUGUUCAGUUCUCCCUAUGUACUCAGACCUGCUGAGUCUGAAGCCGGCUUGGGAGGCACUGCAGAUCACCUGGAACAGAGCUUGGCAUUCUGGGAUUGAUGGGUUACUGGAGCAUCUAAGGGGCUUUAGAAGCGAUGUACAAGAGUUUCACGGUGAUCUGGUGCUGUCCGAAUCCCUGUCUGUGUUGUUACGGAUAAGCAGCAUCAGAUUCGGUUUGCAGGACUGCAUUGAGGCGGUCGAGGAGGCCAGUUCACACAGUGCCGUGACCGCCGCUAUGACCAGGAUGCACCUGUACCUUCUGGCUGACCGAUUGGCUCUCAAAUCCACCACCCAGAGCAACAAAAGCAUCCUGCAAACCCUCAACUGGCACGCAGCUGUGAGGAGAUUUCUCAUGGUACGCCCAGCCUGCCAUCAAGAUGAGAGAUUAUUGGUGGACAUUGUGUCUUUCCUCAACACCUUUUUCAAGCAGAAUCAGUCCGAAUCAGACCACCAGGAUCUCAAAUGGCUACUAGAACUGCUCCUAAACCAGGAGUCACACACUCUAUUGAACCUGUUGCUGAGUGGUGAACCGCAGACAAACACACAGAUCCAGGGGGAGGCAGAUGAGCUCCAGGCCCACCUCAGCCACCGGCUACAAAGAGAACUGACAGAGCUCUUCAACACUCUGCUUCUACGACUGACACACACUUCUGACAGGAUGUGUGAGGUUUUGUCUGGGCCGUUUGCCUCUGAGCUGUCUCUGCGCCUUCUGCAGUGCCUGCGUUUGUCUGACGCUCCACGCUUUUACGGCCUGCCUUCUCUGGAGCGCACACUCAGGACCAUGGCCAAUGUGACAGCCCUGCCCGGCUGGAGCGCACACACACCUGACAAGGAACCGCACACUCUCUGCUUUAAGUACCUCAGUGGACUCUUGGAGGUCGUCUCCUCAUUCUACAUAGAUUUGGGAGGAAACUCAAUGUCCUUCAUGGGCAAAGGAGUGACAAAGAAUGCAGUUAUCUGCCUUCUUCACCUGUCACAUGAGAUGAUGAAGGAAAGUAAAAAUGAGGACUGGAUAUCUUUGUGGUCUCUGGGGCGUGAACAAAGUUCUGAUGAACAAGGUGCGGCCCAGCUCGGCCUGGCCUGGUUAAUUCCUCUGUGGGUGGACCGUGACCCUGAGGUCCGCUGUGCCAGUCUGGCAGUGGGUGCGGCUCUGAGUUCACUGGAGAAAGGGUGUGUGGCGCUGUCAGCGAGUUGCCAGAAUAUCUCAGGAGGCCUCUGGGCGACUGUGCUCAACAUUCUGCUGGACAGACAGGAGUGCAGUAUGGUGCGGCGAGAGGCGGCAUUUAUUUUGCAAAACCUUCUUGUGAUGCCAAUGCCGGCUAAUGCAGAAGAGGCCAAAGACUGUGCCUGGCAGAGCCCCUGUGUGCACGAUGAGGAUUCAGGUCUGUGUCUGGUUGGGCUUCCUGCGCUGCAGGCACUGCUGUACCACUGCCAGUUUUUUGAGACCGUGGGCCAGAUGGUGAAGAACUGUUACACGGGCCGACAUGCCUUCACCCUCGGCCCUCCUCCCCUGCCUGUCAAUGUCACCCAUGAGACGGAUUUGAAUGAUUCUUUGAAGUACUGGAAAGCUCCUAUCAACCAGAGUCAGUCCUCGGGAUCCAUCUCCACUUUCAGCACUCUGAUUGCAUCAGGUAGCUCAAGCAGGUCACAUUCUCCAGCCCCAGCCUCCUGUGUCAUCCAAGAUACUUCAGCCAACAGACUCACUGCUCAGGGUCAAAGUGACAUGGACAGCUCGGACUCUGCCCUCACUCAAGACUCCCACCCAGGGGGGAGGUCUGAGCCUGUUGCUAUAGUAACCCCUCACUUGUUGCUAGCUGUGUGCGGUCUGCUUGACAACCUAGUGGCUGUGCUUCCUGAGUUUAGUCUAUCUGCUCUCAAACAAAACCAAAUAUUGGAAGGAAUGGCCAGUGUAGUGGACGCAGCAGCCAUAAGUCAGUGCAUGAAUGAAUUGAGGACACCUUUACUACCAGCUCAUUUUGAAGAAGCCAAAAACCAGGUGCUGAGCAGUGUGCAUUAUGUGCAGAGUUUUUGCCAUCUCCUGCAGUCAGCAACAAUACACAGUGAGAAUCUGCCGCUCCAGCGAGAGAUCUUCAAACCCCUGCUGAACAACCUCAUUUCCAUCCUAACGCUGUCUGUCACCGACUCGGAUGCCCAGGCCCAGAAUGCAAUGCUCCACACUUGGGCGGAUGUGUUGAUGCUCCUGGCUAGUCUGUUGCGCAGAAACCAAGCUGUGGUCGGCCCAUCUGUCAGCGUGGCACUGGGGAAACACUGGCAACGAUUUUCAGAUGCCCUCCGAGCGUGUUUGGAGCAACGGGGAGCCGAGUCUUCUCUGUACAAUUCGGCCCUGCAGUUUCUCUCCGUGCUGUUCACGGAGGAGGCUAAGAGGAGAUCAGGAGGCCACGUGGACAAUGGGGCCACAGGGGAGCCUGGGUCCUCUUUAUCUGAAGUCCUGUCAUCUGAGCCUGGAGAGCUGAUGUGUGAAAUGUUACUGGAGCAAUAUGAGAAGAUCCCAUAUCAGAAUCCACUGAAAAAGGUGACAGCCAAAGGUCUCAUGUCUCUGUUUGCAUGUAGCCCCAGUGCUCAGAGUUACGCCUGUAAAGCUGGUGUGAUUGACAGCUGUGUUGAACGCAUGAAGCACAUUUACACAGAGCUUCACCUGGAGUCUCAGAAAGCAGGCAAGAACUCUCACAGGAGGAAGCAGGUGGAGAACAGCAUGAGAGAACUUAAGAUGACUCUCGAGAUACUGCGAAAUUGCCUCUAUCGACAUAAUGAAUGCAAAGUUGUGGCCACGGAGUUGCGUCUGCCUGCUGUACUGUUGGCUUUGUGGCCCUGGGUUUUACUGGAUGAUCCCACCAUGACGGCAACCCUGGAACUUUUGUGUGUUUACACGGCGAACUACACGGCGGGGUGCAGUGCUUUAUGUAGCAGCAGCAGUGGUUGCUGUGGCCCAGCUCAGGCUGGUUUGUCUAAAACCGCGGCCACAAAUUCACUGAUGCAUGGCGUGAUGAGACUGGCCUCUCCAGUUGCCCCUGACAACAGCAGCAUCCACAGUUUGGCUUUCUCAUUGCUGGCCAACCUGGCCCUCUCAAAAGACUGCAAAGGGGUACUGCAGAAGAGUAACUUCCUGCAGCACUUCCUAUCCCUUCCCAUGCCCAAGUCAGGCAGUCGCAGUCAGACGGUGGAGCUUCUGUCCCUCUGGCUCAAGCUUCUUCUGAACAUGUCGUUCGGGGAGGAUGGACAACAGAUGAUCCUCAGGCUAAGAGGAGCUUUGGAGAUGCUGGUGGAACUGGCUCAGUCCAAACUCUUCAGCAGUAAACCCACCAUCCUGCUCAUUCUUCAUAACAUUUGCUUCUGCUCGGCUAACAAGCCCAAAGUCCUCGCCAAUGAUAAAGCUGUUGAGCUGCUGAUCUCUUGUUUGAGCAGUACAUCAUUAGAUAUUCGUACCAUUGGAGCUUCUGCAAUCUGGGCUCUGUUGCAUAACAAUCAGAAGGCAAAAUCCACUUUGAAGUGUCCUUCAAUCAGACUGAAAGUUGAAGAGGUGUACACGUCCGCCAGGAAAGAUGCAGAGAAGAGCAGCGACAAAACCUUGAACGUCUAUCUUCUCAAGUGUUUAAGAAAUCUCUCGCACGUCUUCAGCUCUUAAGUGCUUCACUAUUGGAAAUUAUGAAUUCAACCAAGAAUGUGAAUGUUUUCAAUGUUUAUUUAUAUAUUUUAUGCUUUCAAUAGCACAUUGUAGUUGUUGAUUUUCUAUGAGAUUAUUUUUUUUAAUCAGUCAAUAAAUAAUGGUUUUAAAAAUA
This is a messenger RNA of Paramisgurnus dabryanus, 6956 nucleotides long. It is a transcript of the gene rttn, whose product is annotated as rotatin. The record is from RefSeq and is a predicted model, not a curated record. Gene Ontology annotation, biological process: ciliary basal body organization; centriole replication; centriole-centriole cohesion. NCBI's taxonomy places the organism in Eukaryota, Metazoa, Chordata, Actinopteri, Cypriniformes, Cobitidae. Gene Ontology annotation, cellular component: ciliary basal body; centrosome; centriole.